GCCAACCCGAUCUGCUCACACUCACUUACUGCGUAGGUACUAUUCUUAGAUAUAUGACCGUGAUCAUGAACAUGUUUCACCAUACACUUAGUCGCUUUUCGGAGAUUACAACCAUAUCAAAUGACACCAUUCUCCCUGACGCUAAGAUGCUUGAGAUUAGCAAGCACCAGGACACAGCCUAGUGCUUAUCAGUUCCAUCUCAACUGAGACAAGCUGCUCAACGAUGACGAGGCCCCUGAGAUCGCAGAUACUACAAAUCAGACUCGACCUCCCACUACAAUUCCCACUACACCUACCUGCCUCAUCGACCUCAUCCAAACUCAACCUAAAAGCACCUCUAGUAUUUACCUCUCACUCACAAUAAACAACACCCCCACCACCCUCUACAAUGCCUCCCCCUCUCCCCACCGAAAUAACCUACACCCUCUACACCUACUACCAAUCCACCUGCGCCAACCGCGUCGUAAUCGCGCUGCACCACAAAUCCCUCCCCUUCACGCACCACUACAUCGACCUCCGCGCGGCGGAGCACGAAACCGCCGCCUUCGCCGCCCUCAACCCCAGCCACAGCCUGCCGGUGCUGGUCAUCACGGACGCGACGACGGGCACGGAGACGAUCCUCACACAAUCCGUGGCCAUCCUCGAAUACCUGGAAGAAGCGCACCCGGACCGCGCGCCGCUCCUGCCGCCCGCCCAUGCACCGCUCCAGCGCGCCCGGGUCCGCGAGCUCGUCAACCUCAUCACCAACGACAUCCAGCCGCUCUCGAACGGGCGGAUCGCGCGCCGCGUGCGGCAGAUCCGCGACGAGGUGCAGGACCAGCUGACCUUUGUGCAGGAGGUGAAUGUCGCCGGGUUGACGGCGUAUGAGCGGCUCUUGGAGCGGUACGGUGCGGAUAGCAUGUACUCCGUUGGGGAUGAGGUGACUUUGGCGGACGUUUGUUUGGUGCCGGCUGUUGAGAUGGCGGUGGCGUAUCGGACGGAUUUGAGUGGGUUGGGCAGGGUGCGGGGCGUGGUCGAGAGGUUGAAGGCUUUGCAGGCUUUUCGUAUGGGGGAUUGGAGGAGGCAGGGGGAUACGCCGGUUGAGGUCAGGAUUGACUAGGUUCAGGUUGUCGCCUUCAACUGUAUGCUAUACUGUACAAGCCCAGCUGGUAGUAGCGGGAGCCGCUGCGCGUUGGGAUAUAUAUGUGCCUCGGAAAGCACGAAUGGGAUAAGGCCCCAUGACAGCCAUGAUCAAGAACCUGCACUGAACUAUAGCUAUACUCUGAAAAGGAGGGAGACCACCUUUGAGUUCAACUG
Molecule: messenger RNA, 1296 nt
Organism: Aspergillus japonicus CBS 114.51
Lineage: Eukaryota; Fungi; Ascomycota; Eurotiomycetes; Eurotiales; Aspergillaceae
Product: thioredoxin-like protein
Exons: 1
Coding region: 389-1099 (236 amino acids)
Biological process (GO): L-phenylalanine catabolic process; glutathione metabolic process
Cellular component (GO): mitochondrion; cytoplasm
Molecular function (GO): glutathione transferase activity; maleylacetoacetate isomerase activity
Source: RefSeq, a predicted model, not a curated record